AUGUUUGAAUAUGUCAUUCAUCAUGAAAAGGACAAAAUUAUCAAUAUCACAAAUGAAUUAAAGAUCGAUAUGGAAAGACAUUGGUUUUUACUUGAUUAUCUUUACGACAAGUUAUCAUUUAAAGAAGAUAUACUUGGCAAAUCAUGUACAUUUGUAACUAUUGUCGUAUAUUACCUCUCAAAUGGAACUAAUAUGUUCAUUAUUCCAUUAUAUCAUUACCUAUCAACCUUGACGGACACAAUUCACACUAUGGUAGUCGCAUAUAUACGAUGGUUAAGACUGAAAAAAGACUACGACCUUGUUAAACCGAUACUUGAAGAGCAUGAUGAACGGAUUUAUUUUGAACAAAUAGAUUUGAAUUAUGCAUUACAUAUUCGAGAUCUUUCAUUUCAAUAUGAAGGUAAACGUGAAGCUUUUCAUUUGCAAUUACAUGGCAUUCUAACAUUCAAAAUGGGAGAAGUAAUACUGAUAACAGGCAAAAGUGGUGCAGGUAAAUCGACGUUCUAUGAUAUUUUAAAUGGUUCAAUACCGACAAAAGAUUAUUCAGCAACGAUACAAAUUGAUAAUAGCCAAGAAUCAAAGACUCUUCAUGCAAUUGAAAAGUGUCGAACAAUGGUUUUACAGGAUAGCGACAUGGAUUAUCGAUCAACUAUUUACAGUAUGAUCACGGAUAUUGAUGAAGAUGAAGUAAUACAAAUGAGAACUUCAGAACUCGAUUCACUCGUAUGGGAAUUUCUUCGCCUUGUUCAAAUCGAUGAUUUCGUUCGAAACGAACUCAAUUCAGAUCUCGAUCAAGCAAUGGAAAAUAAACUUAGCGGUGGACAAAAAACACGAUUAUUAUUAGCACGAGCUUUGUACCGUGCUCACAAUCGUAAUUCUUCUUUACUUAUUCUUGAUGAGCCUGAUCGAGGUCUUCCAGCAGAAACAACAUUGAGCAUUAUUGAAAAUAUCAUGAAAUGGUAUCGAUCAAAAGGUAUACUAAUUCUCACGCUACAUACAGAACGGGCACAUUUACUCAAUUUUGAUCAAGUUCUACAUAUUGAAGAAGGGACUAUAACAAAAAUCAAAUAA
Molecule: messenger RNA, 1071 nt
Organism: Rotaria socialis
Lineage: Eukaryota; Metazoa; Rotifera; Eurotatoria; Philodinida; Philodinidae
Source: the annotation of a GenBank genome assembly